GGGCAUCAAAAUAUAGCAUCAUUCGUCCUACUUCUGAUGCACCCAAACAAAUACUCAUAAGAAGUUAGGUAAUUGCAUCUUGGUUUCUGGAUAUUCGAGUAAUUCAUCUGCUUGCCACUAUGGAUACAUCACCCCAGCCGCUUACUCAACUAGUCUCUCAUUUUAUUAACCGUUCACGAAACAAUCAAACCUCGGGGUGGACUGAGCUUUGGAACAAUGACAAGAGCGGUUUCUGGGACCGUAUGGGCCCAUCGCCCGCUCUCAUCGACUGGAUAGAGUCACAGCCCGAAAUAUCACAAUCUUCUACCAAUUCUCGACCAAUUGCCCUCAUCCCCGGCUGUGGGAAAGGCUACGAUGUUGUUAUGCUAGCUCUCCAUGGGUUCGAUGUAUAUGGCUUGGAGAUCUCACAGAAGGCUAUUGAAAUAGCAGAAGUCAAUGCGGCAGCCCAGUUUUGCGAGCCAUCCAGCUAUAACUUUGGCUCGUCAGCAGCAAGUCGAUCAACUACAUGCCGAGGCAAUGUGAAGUUCAUCCAAGGAGACUUUUUUGAGGCAGGCUGGGAAAAGGUAGUGACCGAGGACUUUCAGGGCUUCGACUUAAUUUAUGAUUAUACUUUCUUAUGUGCCCUCCCACCUGAUCUACGAAAGGACUGGGCUCGUCGCAUGGGUGAGCUUAUCUCCCCAACCGGGGUACUUGCCUGUCUCGAGUUUCCUUUAUAUAAGGAUUUAAGAGCUCUUGGCCCGCCUUGGGGGUUAAAAGGCGUCUACUGGAACAUCCUAGCUGAAGGUGGUGAUGGUAUCACCUCUGAAAACUCAAUACAAGAGACUGGGUCACUAAAGGGGCUGUUUCAAAGAGUGGUCUACUUCAAACCACCACGAUCGUAUGAGGAUGGGAAGGGCACCGAUAUGUUUAGCGUCUGGAAACUGAAAGGUUAGAGAGGCUUAAAUUUACCGAUAACAUUAGGUAUAGUUUUAUAUAAGACGUAGUACGUGAAGCGACUUCGAGUUGGGACGUAGGAGUGAAACUUGACAAAUAUAAAGGGGUUCGGAUUUAAUUAACUUGUAGGAUUGGUGAUAUUAGGAUUGGGGAUAUCUCCGAAUAUAAGGUCCGUGCACAAAGCUGACGUAUUAUAUUGACCCAAGGCAGAAGUUAA
Messenger RNA from Daldinia decipiens, 1150 nucleotides. RefSeq names its product S-adenosyl-L-methionine-dependent methyltransferase. The record is from RefSeq and is a predicted model, not a curated record. The transcript has 4 exons. Bases 120 to 932 code for a protein of 270 amino acids. NCBI's taxonomy places the organism in Eukaryota, Fungi, Ascomycota, Sordariomycetes, Xylariales, Hypoxylaceae. Gene Ontology annotation, molecular function: thiopurine S-methyltransferase activity.